UUGGACUAUACAGACGGCUGGCCCGUCCGAGCAACAUUUUGUAGAUUUGUUUAUUGUUUAAAUGUAAAUAACUUGUACACAAAGGAAAAAUGGCACCGAGUCCUGUUGAUGAGUUAGCCCUAUUGGACUUGGAAAGGUCCAACAAGGGAGCAUCAAAACAAAGGCGAGACCAGAUAAACUCAGAAAUCGGGAUAAUGCGAGAUCUUUUACCACUGCCCGAAAGUUCACGGCAGAGGUUAUCUCAACUCCAGGUCAUGUCACUGAGCUGUGUCUUUAUCAGGAAAUGCAACAUCCUCCAGAAAAUGAUACAAUCACAGCCUUGCCCUAACGAAGCCCCAUGCGAGUUUUCACAGUCUCUAACUGGAUUCCUUCUCGUCACAACCAGAGAUGGCAAGCUGGUCUACAUCUCGGAGAACGUUACAGAGUACCUGGGACACUCAAUGGUUGAUAUGAAGACGCAAGGAGACAGUUUAUUUGAUAUUGUUGACAAACGUGAUCAUGGCACUGUGCAGGCACAGUUGAUGCACGGAGUAGGAGAGGCUGACAAUAAACAACCAAUCAGCUUCUUCUGUCGGAUGAACAUGUCAAGGACCCUCAAACGCCAGGCUGGCUUUGGCGAUGUCAAGGUGAUGCACGUGCGUGGGCACUUUGUUGCUGUGCCGGGGCAGGACUCUGGUAGUGAACAACAGGUGUUUAUUUCCGUGUGCUCGCCGCUGAUCACCCCGGACGUCAAAGAAACCCUUAUUCAGAACAAUACCAUGGUCUUCAAAAGCAUACACCAUCUGGAUAUGAAUUUUCUGGAAAUUUCUCAAAACGGCGAGUAUCACCUCGGUCUUACUGGCGAUAAAGUAAGGGGAAAAUCCUGGUAUUCCUGUCUCCAUCCAGAAGAUAUCCACGAGGCCAGAGAAAAACAUAUCCAACUUGUAAAGUCAAGACACGAGAUGGGAUCUAUGAUGACAGUGCGUAUGAUCACUGAAGAUAAUCAGGUCAUCUGGGUGAACAUAGUGAUGCACGUGCGUCAAGCUUUGCUUUCCAAUAGUGACGAACCCGUCAUCUUUUGCAUCAAUCAAGUUAUCAGUGAACAGGAAGCAUACCAAUUUAAGAUCCAGGGUCAGCUAUUUGCUCUCUACGCAACUCGUGCUUCUGACUUUUUCUUCGGCUCUGCUUUCUGCGCGCCUGUUUCACAAGCUUUGGAGACCGGUAUUAUUUCUCAGCAGCAACAAAGUUCACCGAACUUUGCUCCAUCGACAUUUUUCGCGGGACAAAGUGUUUUCGAUGCAUCUGCUUCUACAUCGCAAGGAUUCAAUCAAUCCCCGAUGUUUUCAUCACAGCCGAACUUGUGCAUGAGAAACAAUGCUCCCGGUCAGGUCAUAGGUCGUCAGGGUCAAGGACACACAAAUACACUGAAGGCAUUGAAGAGAAAGUUGCAGGAGAACUUCAGCUCCACUUGUAAACCAAUCAAAGUCCCAAGAAUGGUUCAGGACAGAACUGCAGGAAAUGGAUAUAUGGUUUCUGGUGGCACGCCUCUUCCAUCGUCGUUUGAAAGUAACUCGUAUCGCAAUGCCCACGGCUCCAGCUUAGCCCCACAGCAUGCGGUUACAACUGGGCCUGUACAGAUGAUGUACUGCCUAAACAACAAUUCCAUUAACACCAAACCAAAGUCAGUUGUACCCGAACCCUUGCCAACAUUCGUGGAGUCGCCGAGGCUGAUGCCAAAAGCCACGCCACUGGAACAAGUGGUACCUGAGCUGCCGAUUCCCGCCUGUUUCCCCACUCCAGAGCCAUCCCCAGUAUCAUCACCUCAACCACAAAUGAAGAAAGAGCCGGUUACGUGUGGUGUUGACCCGAUUUUGGUGGCCAAGCAUCUGUGUGUCAUCAGACAGAAACAAGUCAAUAACGCACAGCAAAACGCCAAGGUAGCAAAUACAGAAACCCAAAAGAAACUGUUACCGAGCUUGGACGUGUCGUUUGUUGACUCUUUCUUCGACGAGAUUGGAACCGUGAAUGGAGAGCCUAUGUCAAUUAAAGGACUCCUUCAGCGCGUAAAACAGGAACCAGUCGACACCACAGACUACAGUUGUCUUCAGACACGGGAAAAACAACUCCCAGCAUUUGAACAAUUCGACAUUGAUGAGUUGUUCGAGAUCAGUGGUGUACCUUUGAAUAACAACUGCAACAACUUUGUCGGUAUGAAGAUGGAAAUGGAAGAUCAACGGAUCCCAGCGUGCGAAAGCCAACCGAGUCCCACUCCUUCAUCUCCUCGUUCAGUUACAGAAGACAAGCUGGCUUAUGAUGACAUAAUGUCAAGCGUUGUGCUAACUCCAGAGUCGGACUUCGAUACGGAUCAGUGCGAUGAUCUGGACCCGGAUUCCUGGAUGCUGGAGACGUGCAACAUUGAUAUGUCGUCUAAAGGUCUCGACUUGUUUGCCGAACCAAAACUCCAAACUGACUUUUGUCUGAAACGGGCUGGUCCUUGCUCAGAUGAAACCGAGUUGUAUCAACUCAAACAACUUAUAUCUUCAUGGACUCCAAGUGGUGUCUCUGAAUCAAAUGAAGACUCCCAGUAGGCCGACGUGUAAGUUACGACUUACGAUUUAUAAACUGUAUGGCAUAUUGCCAUUGGACGUUCCUUAGCUCAACUGCUGGACAGAUGACCAAGAAGACGUCUUGAAAUCUCCCGCUGGCCGGGAGAAACUUUUCUACAUUAUUUAGAAAUUUUGUUAUAUUCGCGAACACUUAUACAUCAAAUCCAACGUGCUUUAUCCCCAAGAUCCGCUGGUCGGACUUUGCUUUGGAUUAAAGACAUCGGUUCUGGAGGUACUUCCGGUUCCGGUGUGUAUGAUGUCUUGCUGGAUAAGACUCGUACAUAUCCAUUUUUGUACAUAUUUUCGGAUUUUGAAUUUUGUGGCUGUAAUAUAGAUAUGUUUUUUAUGAAGUAUAGAUGUUCUAUAGUUUCAUUAACGUUGGUUAUAGUAACACAAGUGUUUAUCUUGUUGAGCGAUGCCCUCGAUACAUAUGCUAUUGUCAAAGAAUUUCUUAAUCUAGAACCGUGUUAGUAGGUAUUAUAACGGUUUGCAAUUUGAAUUGUUUUACGUUCAUUUUCCAUUCAUAUUCACUCGUGACUCGCUGGUCGAGGACGUAUUACUCUCUAAGAUAGGAAAAUUGUUCUCGGAAUGAAGGAAGAAAGUAGGCUCGUUGAUCGAGAAUCCAUCCUUCAUUAUAUAAGCUGUUUUACGAACACACAAUUUCAUUAUUUGAACUUAUCUUCCAGUACACACCGUCAACAUUUUUUCUCUGGUCAUUAUGAUCAAAAACGAGGCUAGUCCUCAAAAAAUUCAUCUUUCAUCUUUUUUUUUUAAUAAAAAGGCUGGUCCUUUUUUUCCACAUAUGGUUUUAAUAAUAAUGAAAUUGUUGUUCAUUUCAUUUGUGUAAUCAUUGUCGCUUUUGGGCUUCAAAAUGAACGUCAAAAGGAAAGGGGUGUAAUGGAAGUUUGACCUUCUUGCGAAUCUCUAUGCAAGUGAGAAUAAUGGCACACUACUUCAAAAUGUGAAGGCAGCAUUGUCACGUUGUAAGCCACGUGGCUUUUCACGUGACUUUUAAAUAACUAUUAAUUAUGCUGACGUAGAGGUGAUAGCGGCUAUACAUAGUACAGGUAAAUGUCGUAUAGUUUGCUCCUUGCUGAUAUGCCGGUUUAACGAGAAGUAUUUGACAGAGACGUUUAUUUCGUAACCAUUGUUAAAUUUCAUACUGUUUGUACCUUGUUAUUAUAUAAUGUAGACUCGUUGCCAUGACGACAAACCUCACCCGCUGGUCGGUAGAUAGGUGUUGUCAUUACAAUGAUUUUGUAAUCAUGGUAACCAAUGCGAGAAGCUAUAUACCUGUUUGAUUGAGCUUCUCAGUUGUGUUAUUAUAAUAAUAAAUGAAGAAAACUACACAA
Messenger RNA from Ylistrum balloti, 3937 nucleotides. Its product is annotated as neuronal PAS domain-containing protein 4B-like. The coding region runs from base 90 to 2567 and encodes 825 amino acids. The record is from RefSeq and is a predicted model, not a curated record. Gene Ontology annotation, biological process: regulation of transcription by RNA polymerase II. Gene Ontology annotation, molecular function: RNA polymerase II transcription regulatory region sequence-specific DNA binding; protein dimerization activity; DNA-binding transcription factor activity, RNA polymerase II-specific. NCBI's taxonomy places the organism in Eukaryota, Metazoa, Mollusca, Bivalvia, Pectinida, Pectinidae. The transcript is spliced from 10 exons.